AUGGCCAAGGAGGCUCUGGCACCAAAUCAGGUUUGCCCUUGGCACCGCAUUGAGGAGGCCUGUGCUCUUGGAGUCUUUGGGGAGAUUUUCGAGGGGCUUGGUCGAGCAUGCGAGGCAAUCGGCUCGGUGCUGUGUACUGUACCGCUGUAG
Molecule: messenger RNA, 150 nt
Organism: Phytophthora nicotianae INRA-310
Lineage: Eukaryota; Oomycota; Peronosporomycetes; Peronosporales; Peronosporaceae
Exons: 1
Coding region: 1-150 (49 amino acids)
Source: RefSeq, a predicted model, not a curated record